Acanthisitta chloris (rifleman) is the source of this 2881-nucleotide messenger RNA. It is a transcript of the gene EXOC1, whose product is annotated as exocyst complex component 1. Gene Ontology annotation, cellular component: plasma membrane; exocyst. The record is from RefSeq and is a predicted model, not a curated record. Gene Ontology annotation, molecular function: phosphatidylinositol-4,5-bisphosphate binding. The transcript has 19 exons. Bases 5 to 2689 code for a protein of 894 amino acids. Lineage: Eukaryota; Metazoa; Chordata; Aves; Passeriformes; Acanthisittidae. Gene Ontology annotation, biological process: exocytosis; Golgi to plasma membrane transport.
GAAGAUGACUGCAAUCAAGCAUGCAUUACAGAGGGAUAUCUUCACUCCCAAUGAUGAACGCUUGUUGAGCAUUGUCAACGUGUGCAAAGCAGGCAAAAAGAAGAGAAAUUGCUUUUUGUGUGCCACAGUGACAACAGAACGACCAGUGCAAGUAAAUGUGGUAAAAGUGAAAAAAUCUGACAAGGGAGAUUUCUACAAAAGGCAGACUGCAUGGGCACUUCGAGACCUUGCUGUUGUUGAUGCCAAAGAUGCUAUUAAAGAGAAUCCUGAAUUUGACUUGCAUUUUGAUAAAGUGUACAAAUGGGUUGCAAGCAGCUCAGUGGAAAAGAACACCUUCAUUUCAUGUAUCUGGAAACUCAAUCAGAGAUACCUUAGAAAGAAAAUUGACUUUAUUAAUGUUAGUUCACAGCUGUUGGAAGAAUCUGUUCCAAGUGGAGAGAAUCAAAGUGUAGCAGGAGGUGAUGAAGAAGCUGUGGAUGAAUACCAGGAGUUAAAUGCAAGAGAGGAACAGGAUAUUGAAAUAAUGAUGGAAGGGUGUGAAUAUGCAAUUUCUAAUGCUGAAGCCUUUGCAGAGAAGUUGUCGAGGGAACUGCAAGUGCUGGAUGGGGCAAAUAUCCAGUCCAUUAUGGCCUCGGAGAAACAGGUGAAUAUCUUGAUGAAGUUGCUGGAUGAAGCUCUAAAGGAAGUUGACCAAAUUGAGCUAAAGCUGAGCAGUUAUGAAGAAAUGCUUCAGAGUGUAAAAGAGCAAAUGGAUCAAAUUUCAGAAAGCAACCACCUAAUUCAUCUCAGCAACACAAAUAAUGUGAAACUACUGUCAGAGAUAGAGUUCUUAGUGAAUCACAUGGAUUUGGCUAAAGGCCAUAUAAAGGCCCUUCAGGAGGGAGAUCUGACAUCUUCUCGAGGCAUUGAGGCCUGCACUAAUGCAGCAGAUGCUCUUCUGCAGUGUAUGAAUGUAGCUCUUCGUCCAGGACAUGAUAUGCUCCAUGCAGUGAAGCAGCAGCAGCAGCGCUUUAGUGACUUGCGUGAGCAGUUUGCACGGAGACUUCUAAAUCAUAUGUUGUUCCUGCAAUAUGAUGGUCACGAUCAGAGUUCCACUCUUGCCCAGCACUCUGUUGAAUUGACGUUACCAAAUCACCAUCCAUUUCACAGAGAUUUACUUCGAUAUGCUAAACUUAUGGAGUGGCUCAAGAAUACAGAUUAUGGAAAAUAUGAAGGCCUAACAAAGAAUUAUAUGGAUUAUUUGUCACGACUGUAUGAAAGGGAAAUAAAAGAUUUCUUUGAAGUUGCCAAGAUCAAGAUGACUGGCACAACCAGAGAAGGAAAAAAGUUUGCUACACUGCCUCGAAAAGAAAGUGCUGUCAAACAGGAAACUGAGAGUCUUCAUGGAAGUUCUGGAAAAUUGACUGGGUCUACUUCUAGUCUAAAUAAACUCUCUGUUCAGAGUUCAGGAAAUCGUAGGUCUCAGUCAUCCUCACUGUUAGACAUGGGAAACAUGUCUGCCUCUGACCUUGAUGUGGCUGACAGAACAAAAUUUGAUAAGAUUUUUGAGCAAGUACUAAGUGAACUAGAACCACUGUGUCUGGCAGAACAGGACUUUAUUAGCAAGUUUUUCAAACUGCAGCAACAUCAGAGCAUCUCUGGAACAACAACGAAUGAAGUGGAGGAAAUGGAUGGAGUAUCUUUAUCUCGUUCCUACACUUCUGGUGUUCCACAAACAAUAUCAUCUGAGAAGGACAUGAUCCGACAAAUGAUGACAAAAAUAUUUCGUUGUAUUGAACCUGAGCUGAAUAACCUUAUUGCACUGGGGGACAAGAUUGAUAGCUUUAAUUCCCUUUAUAUGUUAGUUAAGAUGAGUCAUCAUGUAUGGACAGCACAAAAUGUGGACCCAGCAUCCUUUCUCAGCACAACACUUGGAAAUGUUUUGGUCACUGUCAAAAGGAACUUUGAUAAGUGCAUAAGUAAUCAAAUGAAGCAGAUGGAUGAAGUAAAAAUCUCAAAAAAGAGUAAAGUUGGGAUCCUUCCAUUUGUUGCUGAAUUUGAAGAGUUUGCAGCCCUUGCUGAAUCAAUUUUCAAAAACGCAGAACGACGAGGAGAUCUAGAUAAAGCCUACAUAAAACUUAUUAGAGCUGUUUUUAUCAGUGUGGAGAAGGUAGCUAAUGAAAGCCAGAAAACACCCAGAGAUGUGGUCAUGAUGGAGAACUUCCAUCAUAUAUUUGCAACACUUUCUCGCUUGAAAAUUUCUUGUCUGGAGGCUGAGAAAAAAGAAGCCAAACAGAAAUACACUGAUCAUCUUCAGUCUUAUGUAAUCUAUUCACUCGGACAGCCUCUUGAGAAAUUAAAUCAUUUUUUUGAAGGUGUGGAAGCUCGUGUGGCUCAAGGCAUACGAGAGGAGGAAGUAAGCUAUCAGCUGGCUUUUAAUAAACAGGAGCUUCGGAAAGUUAUAAAGGAAUAUCCUGGUAAGGAAGUGAAGAAGGGAUUGGAUAAUCUCUACAAGAAGGUAGAUAAACAUCUCUGUGAAGAAGAAAACUUACUUCAGGUUGUGUGGCAUUCCAUGCAAGACGAGUUUAUACGACAGUACAAGCACUUUGAAGGGCUGAUAGCUCGCUGCUAUCCUGGAUCAGGAAUUACCAUGGAAUUCACUAUACAGGAUAUUUUAGACUAUUGCUCCAGUAUUGCACAGUCUCAUUAAGUUCCAGAAAGGGAAAAAGAAGCUAGCAGCUGCGUGCCUGUGAAUAAGGGAAUCAAACACUAUAAAUUCUGUUUGUUUUUAGAAGGUGGAUUUCCCCAUGUAUGUGUAGCUGUCUGCAAUGUAUGUCAAGUUACAGUCCUGCUUCAAAUGCCUUUCAGGGUAAAAUGAAACCUUCAGGGAUUUGUUGUGCUU